Messenger RNA from Pogonomyrmex barbatus (red harvester ant), 1091 nucleotides. Its product is annotated as palmitoyltransferase ZDHHC6. Gene Ontology annotation, molecular function: palmitoyltransferase activity. The record is from RefSeq and is a predicted model, not a curated record. Lineage: Eukaryota; Metazoa; Arthropoda; Insecta; Hymenoptera; Formicidae.
ACCCUUAGUGGAUUAACUCUAUUUCAUUUUAUUAGCGCAAUUUUUGAAGGACCUGGCUAUCUUGCGUUAAAAUGGAUGCCGGUGGUCGCUGCGUAAUGAAAAUGGACCAUCAUUGUCCAUGGAUAAAUACAUGUGUUGGACAUUUCAAUCAUGGACAUUUCACAGCAUUUUUAGCGAGUGCGGUCGGUGGUUGUUGCGUAUCCUCGAUUAUAUUAAUUUCCUGGGUGGCAAACGUAUUAUCUCUCAAGCCUUUACCGUUUCCACCGCCACCAGUUUACACAUUGAUAUUAGUAGUAUUUAGUAUUGGUUUAUCAAUCGGCGUUGUACUUGCAGUAGGAAUGUUGCUAUAUUUUCAAAUGUUGGCCAUCAUAAGAAAUCGAACAGAAAUAGAAGACUGGAUUUUAGAAAAAUCCCGAUAUCGGCGAGAUGAUACUGAUACUAAAUAUGUACAUCCGUAUUCGAAAGGAUGGCACUUCAAUAUUAGUCAAGUUCUUACAUGGGAUUGCAUUCCUGUCGGUGAUGGUAUUACAUGGCCCGUUAUUGAUGGCUGUAAUCAAUAUACAUUAACGAGAGAGCAGCUUGCGCAAAAAUUAGAUAAACGGAAAAGAGCGCGUAGAUAUAGAAUUAUAAAAGCUACAUCAGGAUCAAAAUUUCCAAUUGGGCAUGGUUUUGGUGUAUUUUUUCAUCCACUUUGUACCGAUGAGCCUCGCAUUAAGUUGGACAUAGAUGAUAUUGUAGUUGUCACACGUUGGAAAAAAUAUUGGCUGUUUGGAGAAAAAGAACAGAAGGAUGGAGAAAAUACGAAACGUGUAAGAGGAUGGUUGCCGCGACCCUGUGCAGUAGAGAUAUGAUGAAUUUAUGUGUACAGUGUUACGUUUAAUAUUUAAUAAUCGACAGUGAAAGGAUAUCAUAUUAACGACUCGCGAAAUACAUAAUCAAAUUCAACAACUCGAUUAGUUGCAAGUUCUUACCAUAUCCAAUAAAUCAGUCAAAGAUAUGAAAUGCUAAAAAUUAUAUAUACAAAACGAAUAUCUUGCGACGAAAACUGUAAACGUCGUUUUGUCGAAAUAUAAUUAUUGAACAUUUUUAAA